This is a messenger RNA of Dacryopinax primogenitus, 3128 nucleotides long. RefSeq lists its product as uncharacterized. The transcript has 3 exons. The record is from RefSeq and is a predicted model, not a curated record. Lineage: Eukaryota; Fungi; Basidiomycota; Dacrymycetes; Dacrymycetales; Dacrymycetaceae. Bases 188 to 2878 code for a protein of 896 amino acids.
GUUCCCUCCCCUCAUCUCCCUUUACUCAACGAUUUGAGGAUUUCGAGGUAACGAACGGAUUAUCGCUCCCAUCUGGUGGUUCAUCAGCACCAUCUAACCCUCUCUCACUCUUCUCUCUCCCCUUCCUCCACACGCAACCAACUGUCACUCUAAUUUUUCCCACCAAGAAACGCCCCUGCAAGCCAAAAUGAGUAUCAUUUCUGUUCCCUCCUCUGCACCGUCUGCACCCCCAACGCCAUCCCCUUCGAGGCACCCGAGCGAACCCGAGGGUGGUCACGCUGCCAUUUCCCACCCUCACGGAAGUAGGCUAGUGGGUGUGACUGGGACAGGGACAUCGACAGGACAACCCCAAGGCACACUUCAGCGCCGUCGACAUUUGGCUGUUCCUCACUUGACUCUAGACAAUACCCAGCGCCGGUCAACGUCGAGGACGACAGCUACAGGUUAUACACGUCACCUGACCAGCACUAACGAAGACAAGGACAAGGGGAACAAAGACCUGUCUGACACAGACGCCAACCAGGGCUCGCAGGAUAUCGAGAUCGAAGACGCGGACAACGCCGGGGACACCAAAGACCCCCAGGAGACCCAACCUAGGGUUAUUGCUCGCCUUCCCCACGCACUUCCCACCGUUCACGUCCAUCACCCGUCCCAAUCACCACCCCGGAUCUCUUUCACUCACCAGGCGUAUAACUUCCCCUUCGCAUUCCUCAUGUCUGCCCCCGCCACCCCUAUUGCUAUCCGCCCAGGACAGGCGCAGUACAACGCCGCCCAACUUGCGCACAAGUCUGCACAUUACCUCCACUCCAUUCCCCCGAGGGAGAAAACCACCCGAACACUCAUCCUCGACCAUGUGCUCUGGAAGCACGGAAAGGCUCGUUUUGCCCAGGCACGAGCGGAGCUCGGCCUCAGGAUCCUCAAGGAGGACGAGGAUGAGGACCUUGAGGAUACCACGGACGAAGUGGACGAGGUAGAUGCCCUUGGCUACCGUCCUUCUGGUCGCCCCGCGCCCACCGCCUUCGGCCCAGGCGACCCAAGCAAGGCAAAAGUCUUCAAGACCCAUGCGGAGGGACACGAGAAUGUGCUGAGCGCGAUGCUUGAGCAACCCCCAGAGCUCCCCUACCAUCAAUGGGACGAGGACAGCUCAGCUUCGUCGACGGUCAAGGCACCUCCGCUCCCCAACGGCGUCCGGCUCCGCCUAACCCUCACCAGUCUCGUCAACGACUUCUUUGCGAGGGACGAGGAUCCUGUCAUCGUCAGCCGUGGCGCAUACCCGCCCAGCAUCUCCCAGCUUCAGAUGAUCAGUAACCCCUGUGCCCCUGCAAGUUCUCUCCCUACCCUUCCCAGCCUCGCAGACUUGUUCAACCCUAGUUCCACUGGUCCGGCUGCUACACCCCCUUCUGCUCCGUCUUCAACUUCAGGGCCUUCCCAAGGCGGAGCCAAGCCCACCUCCAUCUGGGCUAUUGUACCCCGCGGACUCGGCCCUGAAGCACCCUGGACGUUCGCAGGUACCCUCCAAGCACCACAACCCCCGUCUUCGGGUACCGGUUCCACGAGCCUACCUCCGCAACCUGGUCCAUCUGAGUGGCCCAAGCUCAACGCCCCCACGCCUGCCACACCCGCUGCGCGCGCCAUAGCACUCUACAAUGCCGGUGCCCAAGCACCGCUCAAUCCCAUCCAGUGUGCCCGUCAUCUGACGCCCUGUAACUGUUCCACCGGGCCAGCGACAAAUACCCAUGCGAGCAGGCACAUCGGUGCUGGCUUGCGUCGUCCGAGCCUUCGCCUUCUUCGGAGGAGGAGCAACUUCCUCUCCACACUGGGCGGCGAGCGUGCCCUUCCCACAAGCAGACUCACCGACCUCUUACCACGGUUCAUCCGGCUCUCAGCACUCGUCGCUAUCGAGCUCGGGCGGGAGGCAGCAGGCGAGGAGUCCACUCGACCCUCGGCUACGACUAGCAACGCUGGCGACACAACAGACAGCAGUGCUGCGUCUCCUUACACUUCCGAUGCGGAGGGAGACGGCGACCGACCGCCCGUCCCUGCGCGGCCAAGUCGUGCAUGGUAUGCUCUUCUUUGCACGCUAUGCACGCGCGCUUGUCUCGAAGGCUACCUUGCUCGUGGAUGGCGCGGCACCGAGGGCGUCGAGACGCUCUUCGGGCUUGGGGUCGACUUGGGCAUGUCCCUCGAUGGCUUGCUGGACGAUGAUGCUGCCACUGCUGCUGCCGCAGGGAGCGACGAGAGCAUGACGGACACUGAGGAUGGGCAGGAGCUGGAGCCUGAUGGUUGGCCGACGAUGGAGGAGGCGGCGAGAGUGCUCUUCCCUGGGUCAGGCUCGGCUGAGGACGGAUACCCAGCCGCGGUCGGGAGUGCACAGGCUGAGUACGAGCAGGAGAUGCGCGCAAGGCGGGAUAUGUUCUUGGACUUCCCGCCGAAUACCAAUGACUUGAGGAGCCAUCUUAUGGACCUUGCGGGUCGUUUCCCACCCGAGCCGAUGGAGCGCUCGGCGCUCAGGUUUUGUGAGGCUGUUUCUCGUUGGAGGGGUAGACCAGAGCUGCAGGCUAAUCCGCACAAGAGUCGUCUACGGAGCAUGUCAAUCGUCUCGCAGACUUCUCAGUCCGCGCUCUCCAUCGCAUCUGUUAUUCACCCCUCACCAUCGAGUCGUCCGGCGAUUGAUCGCUGGUUCGUUGUCCCCUCCCGCUCAGAGCGCCGUCGUUCGUUAGCCGUCCGCGCCGCGUUGGGCACAGGCAAGCGGAAGCGCACUGAGGGGAGUGGAGAGGCGGGGGCGAGUUCGCGCAAGGGCAAAAAGGUCGAUAGGACUGAUUCGAAGGGGUAUGUCGAGGAGGAUGACUGGGUCGACCCCUACGGCAUCCCAGGCUGAAGCAUUUGACGGGUUGUUCGGUUCUGCUUUCCUCGUUGAUAGAAAGCUGCUGAUUGUAGGAGCGCGAGCGCAGGACAAUGUAGCAAGUCGCGCUGGUUUGGGAGGAGCACUACUCUGUUCUAAAUGGUUUCAUCGUUCUGUUUGAGGGGAUAGGAGAGCAACACUGACGUUCUCAUGAGUCCCGUUGGUUGGCGGUGUGGGUGGGGGACGUUACACCGAGAGACACAGCUCCGUACUUGUUCUAUUUGUU